AUGGUGCUGGCAGCCCCCCGGCAGACCCCUGAGGCCGGGGGCGGCGGUGGCAUCCCUGCAAUGCGCUUGGCAUCGCCUCCCCGGGGCUGGCGCUCACUGACGUCCAUGUGAUCGAGGGGUUGCUCCAUCCCGCCGCUGGGUCCAGCCGCCGUGACGGCGAGGGAGCCAGAAGGUCGAGCCGGCGUCCCCAGCGGAGCGUCCCCGGCAGCAAGGAGGGUCCCGUGGCACUGGCUGGCACCCUCCCUGCCAUGAUGCCCCGCGGGAAGAGGGACCCCGUCCUGCUCUCCCACGCUGAGCUGCCCAGCACCGACGGCGCGGGUCCCGGCAGUGGGGGGGGCGGCCGACAGUCCGCGUCGGAGGAGGAGGGCCACCUCCCCGGCCUCCCCCGCGACGAUCUCACCAAGAGCAUGUCGGGCUCCUCCGUCUCCUCCUACCACUCCGCCCUGUGCUCGGAGGGCACGGAGACCUUCAAGGACUGCCUGGAGUUUCUGGACGAGGAGGGGACGCCCCUGCGGGCGCUGACGGACAGGGCUUUCCGCAGCCUCUCGGGUCCCCCGGGCGCCCGCCUCGACAUGUGCAGCUCCCACACCUCCUCCAGCCUCUCCAACUCGCUGUCGGAGGACGGUGGGCGGCCAGGGCAGUGGCCGGCAGCUGGCGGCGAGUCCCCGGGCACAGCGGCAGCCCUCCAUGGGAGGGUGGGCUGGCCCUUCCCCACCGGCGUGGACGGGGAGCUGCUGGGCUUGCUGGGGAAGGAGCAGUUCGAGUGCGUGGACGUGGAGCUGGAGAGCGGGGAGGCCAGGAAGGGCCACGGCAAGAAGAGGACCGUCCCCAAGCGCCAGAUCCUGCUGAAGAGGAAGGAGAGGAAGGAGAUGGGUUUCGGCCCCUGGGGUGACGGCCCGGCCCCCCAACCCCUGCCCCCCACCAGGAAGGAGCCCCCCAGCAAGGGCAGGGCCAUCGGAGAGGACUUCAGGCUCAACUACAAGCAGUUCAUGAAGACAGCCUCCCUGGACGCCGAUGCCAGCAAGACCAGGGCAGCCUCUUGCCUGGUGAAAAACGUCCUCGCCAAGAAAAUGCAGUACGAGCAGAGGAUCAAGAUGGAGCAGAAGGGGCUGCGGGGCAGCUCGACCUCCUCGGGCCCGUCUUCCACCGGCACCGACUUGCUGGGGGACGGCCUGGAGGGCAAGUCCAGCUCGCUGUCCCGCUCGGACUGCAGCUUCUCAGCCGAGGACCUGCGGGGCGCCACGGUGGCCAUGGGGGAUGCCACCCCCACCCAUCCCACCAAGGGGGUGGUGCUGAGUGAGGCGACGAGGGAGAAUGUCUGCAAGCUGAAGACGACCUUCAAUGAACUCAAUGAGAGGAUGAAGUACCAGGAGGUGCUGGAGGGCCACUGCCUGCCCGGUGCCACCAAGGAGCCGGCAGUGGAGAGGAUCCACUACCGGCGAGCGCGUGCCUUGUUCGAAGCCCACCCUGGGGUGGGGAAGGCGCUGGACAUCGCCCCCAGAUUUGAGAGAGCGCCGAAGCCGUGGCCCAGCUUGAAGCAGCGAGCCAUCCUCCCCAGCCACCCCCAAACGCUCCCCUUGGAGGCCGAUGGCCUGGCGCUCCCCGCCGUGCCCUUCACCUCCCGGGGGCAGGAGGUGAGGCUGGUGCCGCAGAGCCGGCAGGAGGAGAAGCCGCCAGAGGUGCCCCGUCGGCUGCCCAGCCCUGGCACCCCGGUGGUGGGCCGGCGGUCCCCGGCAGCGGCCAAGGAGGGCUCCCCGGCCCAGAGCAGCGCCAUGCUGUGGACGGAGAAGACCAUUCUCCUCCCGCCACUGCCACCGAGUCCCACGGAGGGAAAGGAUGGACAAGGCCAUGGCGGCACUGGAGGGCUCCACGCUGCCGAAGGGCCUGAGUCAACAGUGCAGCAGUAUGGCUGCAGUGAUGGUGGGGACCCCCGAGCCAGCCCCCUGCCCGGCAGCAGCGUGCAACCACAGCCUGGGAAACCAGCGGAGAGAAGCGCACCGAAGCCACCCACAAGCGAGCAGGUGUCAGCAGAGAGCAGCGGCUCUGCGGGCAGCACCGGCCCCACCGCCCCAUUUCGAGCCGGGGAGGCCGGUGAGGGUCCCUCUGGCUGGCUGCCGGAGCAGAGGGACCGGGGCCCCUCGGGCGGGCUGCCGGAGCAGAGGGAGGCCUGGGAGCAUUUACCAAAGUGGCCGGCAGCCACUGAGCCGUACCCUCCUGCUUCCCCGGCAGAGAACUCCAACUACUUAGCAAUUCCUGUGAAAGCCCCCAAAUCUCCUCUCCGACCAAAGCUGCCCUCGAUCCCCAGCCCAGCCAGUGCAUCCUUUGGGACCCCCUCAGUCCCCAACAUGACCAACUCAUCUUUUGGCUACCCAUCAGCCUCCAGCCUGGCCAGCACGUCAUUUGGGACUCCCUUAGUCUCCAACCCCACCAGCAAGUCUUUUGGGACCCCCUUUUCGAUCCCCAGCCCAGCCAGUGCAUCCUUUGGGACCCCCUCAGUCCCCAACAUGACCAACUCAUCUUUUGGCUACCCAUCAGCCUCCAGCCUGGCCAGCACGUCAUUUGGGACUCCCUUAGUCUCCAACCCCACCAGCAAGUCUUUUGGGACCCCCUUGAUCCCCUACCUGUGCGGCCCAUCCUUUGGGACCCCCUUGACCUCUAAUCCAUCCAGUGUAUCCUUUGGGACCCCCUUGGUCCCCCAUCCAUCCAGCGCAUCCUUUGGGACCCCCUUGGUCCCAAAUCCAUCCAGCACAUCCUUUGGGACCCCCUUGGUCCCCCAUCCAUCCAGCGCAUCCUUUGGGACCCCCUUGGUCCCAAAUCCAUCCAGCACAUCCUUUGGGACCCCCUUGGUCCCCCAUCCAUCCAGCGCAUCCUUUGGGACCCCCUUGGUCCCAAAUCCAUCCAGCACAUCCUUUGGGACCCCCUCAGUCCCUAAUCUGGCCAACUCAUCACUUGGGAUCCCCUUGAUCCCCAACCCAGCCAGCUCUUCCUUUGGGUCCCCCUUGGUCACCAACCUAGUCCCCGCUUCCCUUGGGCACCCAUCAGUCCCCAACGUGGCCAGCUCAUCCUUUGGCUCCCCUUCGGCCCCCAACCCGGCCGGCGCUCCACUGGGGACCGGUGUCCCCCCCGUGGCCAGUGGGGAAGCGCCCUGGAGCAAAGCCAGCCCUGAGCCCUCCCUGCCCCGGCCCCCCGAAGGCCUGGUCGCUGGGGAGCGCCUGGUGCCGCUGCCCCCAGCCCAGCCUCAGCCUCACCUCGAGGACGCUCCCCAUUUCCUAAGGAGGCCCGACGGUGCCUCACCGAACAGUAAGAGCACACCGAGCCCCACCAAGCCCUUUGCACCCCACCUGCCUGCGCACCGGAGGAUGCUCGUCGAUCCCGACAGUGGGAAAUGCUACUACAUGGAACCGCCGCGGCAGCCUCAGCUGAAAACGCUCUACGACCCUGAGACGGGGCAGUACCUGGAGGUGCUCAUCCCACCGGUGGCAUCACACGCCGGGCUCUACCAGGCUCCUUUCAACCCCCUGGUCAUGGCCCCAGGGGUCUACGGUCCAACCUACGUGCCCUGCGGUGGCUUCCCAGGGCUCGCGGCACCCCUGCCGCCUGCCGCCCCCUCCCCGGCGCACCCCAACCUGCCAGCUGCUGAAAACCCCGGCUUCUCCAGGACCUUCAGCCCUGCUCCCAAGGGCGAGGGGCCACCCACUGCCGGGGGUCCUGACUGCGGGCACCUGGAGAGCCCUCAACAUCACCCCCGGCACGGGAGAGGCCCCCUGCCCGUGGCUGAGCUGGCGAAGCGCCGAGGGGGAACGGGCACCGACUGA
Aptenodytes forsteri (emperor penguin) is the source of this 3815-nucleotide messenger RNA. It is a transcript of the gene PROB1, whose product is annotated as proline rich basic protein 1. The record is from RefSeq and is a predicted model, not a curated record. Lineage: Eukaryota; Metazoa; Chordata; Aves; Sphenisciformes; Spheniscidae. Gene Ontology annotation, cellular component: nucleoplasm.